AUCAGUUUACAUGGCAAUGCACCCAUUUUACUGGCUUCAUACACAGAUCUCCCAGAUGUAAGACAGACGCAACACAGGACUCAAACUAACUACAACUGCAAAACUAUUCAUCAACACUGUGGUAAGAAAGCUGCUGACUAAACCAGGCUGAGUUUUCACAUUGAAAGUAACCUCUUCACUCCAAAUGCCAUUAGGGAGUGAGAAAAUGGCCUCCCAGGCGUCUGUCCCAGAGAAGGAUCUCCCCUGUCCUGUGUGCUCUGAAAUCCUCAAGGAACCUGUUCUCCUGUCCUGUGGCCAUAGCUGCUGUAUAGCCUGUCUGGAGUCCUACUGGAAAUGGAUGGAAUCAUGGGAAUGUCCAGUGUGCAGCAUAAAAUGCUAUAAGGAUUCGAUGGCUCUGAAGAACCUGUGUAUGCUGAGUGAGAAUGUUUCAGCUAAACAUGUCUGCAGUCUGCAUAGCAAGCAACUCACACUGUUCUGUCUGGAGCAUGAAGAGCCUGUCUGUUCGGUGUGUGAGGGUUCAAGUAAACAUAACACACAUGAAUGUAUCCCAGUAGAUGAGGCUGCUCUGGAUCGCAAGGAAGAGCUCUUAGAGACAGGCCUGAAACCCUUAGAGGAGCAGCUGGAGGGAUUUAAACAAGUCAAACAAAGCUUUGAAGAAACAGCAGAGCUUAUUAAGAGCCAGGCCCAGAAGACAGAAAAUCAGAUUCAGGAGGACUUCGAGAAACUUCACCAGUUUCUACGAUAUGAAGAGGCAGCCAGGAUGGCUGUCCUGAGGGAGGAAGAGGAGGAGAAGAGUCGGAGGAUGAAGAAGAUGAUUGAUGAUAUGAACAGAGAGAUAGCAGCCAUUUUAGACACAACGAGAGCCAUAAAGAAGGACCUGGUAUCUGAUGACAUCUCAUUCCUGCAGAACUACAAGGACACGUUAAAAAGAGCCCAGUGCACAAGCCCAGAUCCAGAGCUUGUUUCUGGAGCGCUGAUCAAUGUGGCAAAGCACCUGGGAAACCUGCAGGUCAGAGUUUUGGAGAAGAUGCUGAAGUCUGUUCAAUACACGCCUGUGAUUCUGGACCCCAACACUGCCCAUCCAUGUCUCAUCCUGUCUGACGAUCUGACCAGUAUGAGAUUCAGUGAUGAGAUACAGCUGCUUCCUGACAACCCAGAGAGGUUUGAUAACUAUCGAAUGGUCCUGGGCUCUGAGGGCUUUGACUCUGGGACACACAGUUGGGAUACAGACGUCAGGGACAAUACAAUAUGGUUUGUAGGUGUAGUCUAUAAGUCUGUCCAGAGGAAGGGAGUGGUACAGACUGGACUCUGGCGUGUAGGCUAUUUUAAUGAUAAAUACUGGGCACGUUGUCCAAAAGGGCCACAGACUGUCCUGACACUGGAAAAUAAACCCCAUCGGAUCAGAGUGCAGCUGGACUGGAACAGAGAUACACUGUCCUUUUACGACCUUGAUAAUAACACACACAUACACACGUUCACACAGACUUUUACAGAGAGAUUGUUUCCAUACAUCAACAUUGGCAGUAAUCUCUACGCUGCUAGGAUCUUACCAGGGAAAGUCUCUGUAACAGUGGAACAGCACAUGAUACCUCCCCAUGCUAGCCCUUCUUCCUUUUAACUUGAUCAGUUGUUGUGGUACGCUGACGCAACGGAAGCCACCACUACCUCCGUCAUUUAGAUUUGUUCAACAGGAUUCAAUUAUGAAUUGUAUUAUCAUAGGAAUUAUUACAUGUUAACAACAGAAACUACUGGAUUGAAACAAAUCACAAAUCUUUGCUGAUCUAAUAAAAACAAUUGAUU
Oncorhynchus tshawytscha (Chinook salmon) is the source of this 1800-nucleotide messenger RNA. RefSeq names its product E3 ubiquitin-protein ligase TRIM39-like. The transcript has 6 exons. NCBI's taxonomy places the organism in Eukaryota, Metazoa, Chordata, Actinopteri, Salmoniformes, Salmonidae. The coding region runs from base 185 to 1618 and encodes 477 amino acids. Gene Ontology annotation, molecular function: zinc ion binding; protein binding. The record is from RefSeq and is a predicted model, not a curated record.